Blepharisma stoltei is the source of this 3005-nucleotide messenger RNA. The record is from the annotation of a GenBank genome assembly. Lineage: Eukaryota; Ciliophora; Heterotrichea; Heterotrichida; Blepharismidae.
AUGUCAAAAGUGAGUAAUAACCCGGAUAAAAUAGCUCAAGCACUAAGGCUUACGACUCAUAAUAAAAGGCCAACCACAGCAAAUUCUUCAUCCACAGAAAAAAAAUUAGGAAGUCACUCAUCUCACCAAAAUUUACCUCAAGUAAAAAUGUUUAGAACAACUGGAUUUGAAACUCAGAAUUUAGAUAAAACUCAAAAGCCUAUAUGAAUUGAAAAGCCCGAGUCAGUUAAAUCUAGGAAAGAUAUAAACGCAUUCCAAAUUGAGAGCUCUAAGAAAAAUCCAAAUAUUGUAAAUUAUAAUACAAGAAACUCGAAGCCUCCAUCUCCAGCUCCAGAAAUUUCAAAAAAACUAAGAGAAAAUCGUUCGAAAACUACAGGAACUGUGCAUGCAGCAAUUAAUAAGCCUGAUAAUAUGCCUAAAAAAAGAUUUACAAUGGGAAAUUUUGAAUCUUAUAAACCGAUGAUGCCAAGAAGUGAAGCAACAACGCCUUCCUAUCUUACUCUGAAUCUUUUGCAAGCUCAUCAUGGAGAAGCAGAACAUGACCAGGAUUUACACAAUUUGCAAAAUUGAGGAAUGCUUGAAGUAGAGUCUCCGAAGCCAAUUAAUAUAAAUCCUAUAACGAGGGGAAGCAUAAGAGUUAGAGGGUCCCGUCGAAAAGUCGGCAGCCUUGCAAGAGAAAAAAACUUCUCAACUCCAAGUUUAGCCAUGAGUGAAACCCAAAAACCUCUUCCAGGCACUAUUGUUAGAAAUACAUGAUUUAGUUCAAAAAAUACAACAGAUAGAGAUAAGCAAAUUCCUGGAAAAGCGUCAUCAGAAUUCGACAAAGAUGAAAUAAUUAAAACCCUACAGAAUAAAAUAAAAGAAUUACAAAACAAUGAAAAAGCUCCUGAAAAGUUUGCAUUUAAAACAGUAGAAAAAGUAAAAAAUAUACCACAAUCUGAAGACAUUAGCAGCUCAUCCUCAAAUGAAAUUGUUAAUAUCACUAAUACAAGGUCUGAACAAAAAAUAUUUGAAGAACACAAAGAUAAAUAUGAAAUUAAUCCUGAUAACACAACAGGAAUAGACAAUAUUAGCAAAAUUUGCCGUCAGCCUACAACAUCAGAUAAAAAAGAAGAAUCAAAGACUUUAAUUGAACUUCGCUCACAAAUGAUCACAAAUGAGUCACUUAAAGAAAGUUAUGAAACCAAAGUUGUCGUAUACUUUUAUGACAAUUUUACUAAAACUUCAUAUAAGGGUAUUUUUAACCCUAAUGAAGUUUGCGAUAAUUUAAAUUUGUGGGAAUUUGCAGAAAUAACUGACUUACUCCCCUUUGAGCGGACAAAAAAAAUUAUGUGCUAAGAUAGGGUUAAUCCUAAAUUUUUUAUCUUCCGAAUUUAAAAAAAUCCUAAUUUGCAAAAAUUGGAAAGCGAAAACUAAUUUAAUUUGUUAAAUAUAUAUUUUAAAAUGCAAGCUGUUUAAAAUUCAACAGAAUUAGCUAGAGAACUAUUAUAAUAAUUAUCACUUAUAUAUUAAAAUAUUUUUCAUAAAAUAAUUUAUAUUAAAAAAUAAUUUUUAUUUGGGUUUUUAACCAAAAAUUUGAAAUUAUUCCAAUUGUUUUUUUUUCUCUUAUGAAGGGUGAGAGUUAGGAAGAGAAUUUGUUAAAUAUGUAGAGGUUAAUGGGAAGCUAUGCGAAUUAACACCAAUAUAUGAUUUCGAACUAGAAAAUGAAUACUUUGUGGAGAUUAAUGAGUUAAAUGAUAUGAAUGAUUUCAUUUUCAUCUCAGCUGAUAAUAAAAAUGACACUAGCUGUGCUUGUUUACUUAUUUCCAAGAAAAGUCUUGUUGAAAUAAUGAACAUUAAUUUAAAUCAGCUUUACAAAAAUCUCAAAGAUGUCAGUAAUUUUUUGAGUAUAAAUUCUAAUAAAAUUUAUAGCUUUUUGCCUUGAGUGGUGUGGUAUGGGCGCCACUUCGGCAAGCUCCUUCUUCCAGUUGGCCGAGCCAACUCAGGUUGGUUCGGCCAACUGGAGAAUUGACAAGUGAGGCCUUUUGGGGAGACUUGUCAAUUCUAGUUGGCCGAACCAGCCUGAGUUGGCUUGGCCAACUGGAAGAAGGAGCUUACCGAAGUGGCGCCCGUACCGCGCCACUCAAGGCAAAAAAGCAUAUUUAGGAAGCGCUACAGAGACUAGAAAAAAAAUUGAAAGCAAUAAGCUUGAUAGAAAUGUAAAAAUAAUCCAAAGCUGAUUGAGAAUGUAUAUAUCCAAAAGCUUUGUGAAGUCAAAGCUACAAAAGGAGCAUAAGAAGAAUAUAGAAUUAAUAUUUGAAAAAGAAAAAAUGAUUAAUGGGAAAUUUUAUCAAAUUUAUAUAUGAAAAACAUUAAAUGGAGUUAAAAUAGAGAUAAAAGAGCCUGGAAAUAAGAAAUCUAUUAUAAGAUAUUUUAAAGAAAGAGACUUAUUAGAAAUUUAUGGUAAAUUUACUCCAAGAAUGCUAUAUGAAGAAAUUGAUGUCCUCAACAGCGAGAUUGUCCUAAAUAAAAAUAGCUCUCUUUCUCAAUCCUCGAGCCUCCUAACCAGCCGAUCUCAUUCUCUGGGAAGGCACGAAGAAGAAAAAACUAAGAAGCUGCAACAAGACUCAUUUAAAUCUCAACCAAAGCAAUCUUCUAUAAAUUCAUCAAAGAAAUCUCUCCUGGAUUUGGCCAAAAAACCUCCAUCUAAUAUUUCUUCAGAAAAAGCUUCAAGAGGCAACAGUGUUGAUAGUUCUAUUAAUCCUGAAUCUCAUAUUUUGCUUGCUAAAACUGAAGCAGUUAUUAGUUCUUUCAACAUGAUUGUGUUCUUCUAUAAAAAUUCUGAGGGAAUUUUAAUUGUAGCUAAAGACUACAGCAAUAAAACUAAACUUCCUUUGCAGCUUGAAGUAGAUUUGCCUUUAAAUAUCCCAAAAAAGUAUAUGGAAAAAAUAAUUGAAGAUGUGCUAUCAAGGAUUUCAAUUGAAAAGUCUGAUGGGAUGUUCACACUAAAAUUAAAUGACAAAUAA